Messenger RNA from Rhinolophus ferrumequinum (greater horseshoe bat), 891 nucleotides. RefSeq lists its product as uncharacterized. The transcript is spliced from 2 exons. The record is from RefSeq and is a predicted model, not a curated record. The coding region runs from base 225 to 869 and encodes 214 amino acids. Lineage: Eukaryota; Metazoa; Chordata; Mammalia; Chiroptera; Rhinolophidae.
CCGAGAACGUGGGGUAGAGAUGGCUGGAGCUUUCUGCAGUCCCAGCUUAGAGUUUUUUGCUGUCAGAGACGGACACCCGGCCCAAAGAAAGGAAAUGCUUGCAUUUUCUCACUUUAGGGGUCUGGACGCCCCCACCUCCAAGCCCGGGAGGCCGCCAGCCCCAGCCCCGGCGUCCUGCGCUAAGUGAGAGAGGAAGGGAGGGAACAAUGAGCUGAGAGCCGGGAAUGUGCCCCCAGCGCCUGUUUACAAACACGGAGCUAUUUAUGAACGCCGGAAAGCGAAACCCGACGCGGGCUCGGAGCGGCCCAGACCUCGCGGGCGGAGCCGGGGCCGGGGCGCCGCGGGGAGGGAGGCUCUUUUUCCGAUCCGUUUGGGACAGGGCGGCCGUGCGCCCAGGGCGCGGCGCGGCGAGGCCGGAGCGUUCGGCUAGGGCUACAGCCGCGCCGCCUUUGUCUUCUAGGCGCGGAGGGGCUCCAGCCGUGGCCGUGCUGGGGCCUGGAUGGACCUGGCGCCCCCAGCUUUUCCCUGGCUACGCCGGGCGCUCUCCUCCCAAACACCCCCCCCCCCCCGGUCCCCAUUCCGUUUUCCUGUCCUCAACCCCGGCUCAGGGAAAACUCUCAGUGUCAAAGAUAUUCACUUCGGGAGCUGCGGUUUCAGACAAAAAGCUGCCCCUAUCCACAACUCGGAGGCUCCAACCAACCACUGAUUUUAACUUUCUCCCUUUAAAUACCAGCUCGCCCGACUCUGAUCUGCCGAGUUGGCUCAGCCGCAGGAGCUCCACCAGUCGGGUGAAAACCUCACAUCUCGGAGCAGGGCUCGCAGCUCGCUUGGCUCGGAGCAGGAUUUUUUCCCCCCCUCCCUCCAGCUGAAACCUCGCAGAAAACUCCCCCU